AUGACGAAUAUCAUCAUCAGCCUAAAAAGAUCACCACCAACACUGUUGCAUGCUGUACUUUCACAUAAACAGAGGAGCGUCGCUCGGCAACCUAGAAGCGGGACGAAAUAUCAUCCGAAAAUUCCCGGAUUUCCGAAAAUUCCCGGAUUCCCGAAAAUUCCCGGAUUCCCGAAAAUUCCCGGAUUCCCGAAAAUUCCCGGAUUUCCGAAAAUUCCCGGAUUCCCGAAAAUUCCCGGAUUCCCGAAAAUUCCCGGAUUCCCGAAAAUUCCCGGAUUCCCGAAAAUUCCCCCCCCCAAAAUUCCCGAAACCAGGAAUCCCCAAACGUACCCCAACAUCCCCCCAGAUUCCCAAUCCUCCCUCCUCGCACCCGGAGACUCCCACUUGCCCCACGAGGACGAGAAUGCGCCGAAAUUCCCGAAAUUCCCGAAGGAACUCUGGGUGGAAGCAGGGGGGGCGCCGGAGGAGGAGAGGCCGGGGUAUGCAGGGCCGCCCUUGAAGAGAAUCCUGUUUUGGAAUGAUGCCUAUGGAAACAAACACUACGGUUUCGGAUACGGCAGAGAACCGUUUAUCCGGGCCGGCUGCCGUAUUAAUACGUGUACGACAACGGCAAAUCGAGCUAAAUAUCCCUUAAAGGAAUUGGAUGCUGUUAUCUGGCAUUUUAGAUCAAAUGAUAAAAGUCUGCCAACGGAGAGGUCACCUCAUACCCGAUAUAUAUUUUGGAUGAUGGAAUCCGCUUCCUACCUCUUUGGUGACAUUAAUCGAUAUAACAACGUUUUUAACUGGACUUUUACCUAUCGACUCGAUUCGGACAUUCCUAAUCCAUAUGGUCGUGUAUAUCGCCUCCGGCAGCCUCAUCCUUCCUCAGAUUACAAUUAUGCAGGAAAUAAAACGAAAUUAGUUGCUUGGUUUGUCUCGAACUGCAAGACACAAAGUGGACGAGAGCAAGUCGUAGGAGCGCUCAAAAAGUGGAUAAAAGUGGAUAUAUACGGCAGGUGCGGUCCACUCAAAUGCCCAAGAUCUGCAGAAUGUACAGAGAUGCUCAAUGCUACUUACAAAUUCUAUCUUUCUUUUGAGAAUUCACUCUGCCAGGAUUACGCCACAGAAAAGUUCUUUGGGACCCUCAAGCUGAACGUUAUCCCAGUGGUUUACGGGCUCGGCAACUACAGCGUUCAAGCGCCACCUUACUCCUAUAUAGACGCUUUAGCUUUUCCGAGUGUGAAAAAACUUGCCGAAUAUUUGCUGUAUCUUGACGGGAAUGACACGGCCUAUAAUGAAUAUUUUCGAUGGAAAACUUUUCACCACUUCCCAAUGAACUUUGCCAAAUUUUCUCGUCCGUUUUGCGAGAUUUGCGAACGCCUUCACACAGACAAGAAGAAGAGUGUGUAUGAUCUUCGCCACUGGUUUGUCACGAAAUCGCAUUGCAUGAGUGGGUCGACGCCUGCAAUCAAAGCUUUUGUGAGAGGGAGCUAACUGUGGACACGGAAGAAGCAAAAAGAGAAAGAAGAAGCAGAAAUAAAAGGAAGUGAGAAGAAGAAGCAGAAGCAGCAGCAGCAGCAGCAGCAGAAGAAGAAGAAGAAGAAGAAGAAGAAGAA
Messenger RNA from Penaeus monodon (black tiger shrimp), 1592 nucleotides. Its product is annotated as alpha-(1,3)-fucosyltransferase C-like. The record is from RefSeq and is a predicted model, not a curated record. Gene Ontology annotation, cellular component: membrane. The coding region runs from base 1 to 1470 and encodes 489 amino acids. Gene Ontology annotation, molecular function: alpha-(1->3)-fucosyltransferase activity. NCBI's taxonomy places the organism in Eukaryota, Metazoa, Arthropoda, Malacostraca, Decapoda, Penaeidae. The transcript is spliced from 9 exons.